AUGGAAGGUUCUCCUGCCCCUUCACCCACCAAAUCUAUACCAUCAUACAACAAUGAUACAUCAGAAGUAGUCUCAUCACCAGUCUCAAACCAUGAAGAAGAGCCUGUCAAGAAAAAGAGACACCCUCCUGACAGGGCAUACUUCAUUGCCAAAGAGAUAUUGACAACAGAAAGAACAUAUCUCAAAGACUUGGAAGUAGUUGUAGUAUGGUUCCGGAAAGCAACAACGAAUGAGGCCAAUCUACCAGAGACCCUUGAAGUUCUCUUCAGUCAUUUAGAUCCUAUUUAUGAAUUCCAUUGUAAAUUCCUCAAAGAAGUCGAACAACGCCUUUCAUCAUGGGAAGGCAGGCCCAAUGCCCAGGGCAAAGGUGGUUUCCAGAGAGUAGGUGAUAUACUUCUCAAGAAUGCUCAACAUUUGAAGCUGUACACGGGUUAUAUUGGAAAGCUGGAAGAGGUCCUGAGUGAUUUGGAGGCCUCGUUGAGAAAAAACAAGAAGUUUGAGUCUUUCUAUCGUGACUUUGAGAUCCAGAAGGUCUGCUAUCUACCCUUCAACACAUUCCUUCUCAAACCUGUACAGAGGCUGUUACAUUACAAACUGGUGCUAGAAAGGCUUGUGAAGCACUAUCAACCAUCACAUCCAGACUACAAGGAUUGCAAAGCUGCCAUGGGAGAUGUAGGAGACCUGACUGCAGACAUCGAGGACAGUGUCAAGAGGAUUGAGAACUUCCAGAAACUGACUGAGUUACAGAGAGAUCUGGUGGGCAUGGAUACGCUAAUACAACCAAAUAGGCAUUUCAUCCGAGAGGGUUGUCUUCACAAGCUAUCCCGUAAGGGAUACCAGCAGAGGAUGUUCUUUCUCUUCUCAGACGUCUUGGUGUAUACCAGUAAAGGGGUCACGCCUACCAACCAGUUCAAAGUUCAUGGCCAAAUCCCUCUCAAAGGAGUUGUGCUUGAAGAUAGUGAGCUUGACCGCUCCGUUGCAAACUGCUUCACAUUAUACGGAGGUAACAAGACAGUUGUCAUAGCAGCAAGCACACCGGAAGAAAAGCUUAGAUGGAUGGAGGAUAUAAGGCUAGCAAUGAGUAUGUGCCAAGAUGACCAACCUACAGAUACAUUAAGUUCGCCGGACCAAGAUUCAGCAUUUGAGGAAGCAGAAGACGACGUGUCGUCACCGUCCAAGUCUAUAGAUCGUCAAUCACACCAUCGGGCUAAUACAACGGUUCAUGUUUGUUGGCAUCGUAAUACUAGUGUUAGUAUGGCGGACCAUGUACAGGCCGUAGAGAAUCAGUUGAGUGGAUUUUUAUUGCGUAAAUUCAAGAACAGCAAUGGAUGGCAGAAGCUGUGGGUGGUUUUUACAAACUUCUGUCUCUUCUUCUAUAAAAGCCAUCAGGACGAUUACCCCUUAGCGAGCCUCCCCCUACUGGGCUACUCUGUGAUGAUACCAGCUGAAGAGGAUGAUAUUCGUAAAGACUAUGUCUUCAAGCUACAAUUCAAGACCCACGUCUAUUUCUUCAGGGCAGAGAGCGAGUACACAUUCAGCAGGUGGAUGGAAGUGCUAAAAAGUGCUACCUAUUCCAGUAAGAUGGAGAAUGAUGUCAUGUAAUGGACGCUCCGAAAGCAACACACAAACUGCCCAUGAUGAUAUCCCCUGAGACAUCAUCUCCUCGAUACUAUCCUCCAUCCAAGUAUUUCUCCUUGAUACCAGGGAAGUGUUUCAUGAAAUAUCUUGUUAGUGAUUUUUGCUUAAUAAUUUGCUCUCUGCCAAUCAGAUGCAAGGAUUUCAGUAGCCUGAAACAUAGAUCAGUGAAAUCAUUAUUUAUUUCAUGAAAUUGUCUCCAGUUGUAGUUUCAUGAGCCAAUCAAAUGCAAGGAUUUCAGUAGCCUGAAACAUAUGUCAGUGAAUUCAUUAUUUAUUUCAUGAAAUCGUCUCCAGUUGUAGUUUCAUGAACUACCUUGUUAGUGAUUUUUACUGUUUGCUUUGAGCCAAUCAGAUGAAAGGAUUUCAGUAGCUUACAACAAGUAAGUCGGUGAAAAUAACUGACAAAACUGUAUGUGAAACACUCCUCUGGGAAACUUACAAGGAUCAAAGAGGAAUGCUGUUUCUUCGUCCAACCUCUCUUCCAUCAGGUUGGUGUUUCAUAAAGCUCUUCAUAGGUUACAGGUGACUUUAUGAACGACUGGUGAUCCUUUGUUAGGAACAUGAGGAACUUGAAAUCAACGCCAAUAGAAGUCAUUUACCAAAAGAAAGGAUCACCAGUCUUCCGUAAAGUAACUUGUUACUUGCGAACCGCUUUAUGAAACACUCCCUUGAUUUACUUUGAGAGUGCCCAUGGGAGAAAGAAAUGGUCCAGUUAUCAACGAGAAACAUUGCCAAAGUUAUCACAGACUCUUUUCUUAUGUAAGCACUGACCAUUACAAAUGUCCAUGUGUGCUUCUAUCAGUAACAGCUGAUUUUCCUUUGUAGAAUUGUUGGAUUUAAGAUGAAUAAUUGCAGUCAUUUGUGGAAGAAAUAUAUAAUGACAUAUAUUGUAUACUGCCUCUUAGAUUUCUUUUCUUUUUAAAUAAAAGCUUUAAUAUUAUGCAAAAUAAAACAAAUUUUGAAGUUUGUUUGACAGUGCAACACUAUAGUAUAAUUUUACCUUUUGCUCAAUUGAUGAAGAAUGAUGAGAAUUUCAAAGUUGCUUAUUGUAUCAUAAAAUAGACAGGAAUCCCAUCUAGCUCAGAUUUUCUUGACUCUUAAGAGUUAUGUGCAAGAGGAGAGUUCCAAAAAUGAUAUCAGUUCUUGCUUUACAUGUAAGUUUAAUGUGUUUUAUAGGACCACUGCCAAGAGGGCUACAUUGGAAAGUUUGAGGUUUUGUUCCAAAUUCCUUUGCACACCCUCGCUUUCUAUAUAAGAAUUUCCUGUAGAUGUAUUUUUUUUAUGUUUUAUUGAUACAAAAAAAUUCUAGUUCAUUCCAUAGAAUGUUUCCCAUAAGCAUUUCCUCAGUAUUGAUUGCUUAGAAGAGUGGUCUGUUCUAUUCAGAAAAUUAUUGUAAAAAAAAUGCAAAAUGCCUUGACACAUAUUUUUUUCUUGGCUAUUCAAAUGGCCAAAUUUUAAGUAGCUUAUAACAAGAGCAAUGGACUUUCCAUUAGUAAUGAGUUUUGUUUAAAUUGGGGUCUUUGAUGAGAAAUAAUAGGUUCAAUCAGCAAAAUGUUGAAUGGUGGUCAUAAAUUGCCUUGAAAGGGAAAUAAUAGUCGAUAAUGCCUUGAACAAUUCCUUGAAACUAAUUCUUUAAACUUUGACACUAUUAGCCUAAAAUUCCUUGAAAAGUUCUUCAGACUUGAUGUUAUUAGCUCACACUUGCAAUACACCGAAAUGACUUUAAUCCAUUCAUAUGGCGUAAUGUGCUAUAAUAAAUUUCUAAAUGAUAUUUAAUUGUGAGGAUUAAAGAAAAUGUCCUCUUUCAGUUUUUAUGCAAGAAAGAUUGGUCUUUUUCUUCACAGUACAUGUGAUUCCAGAGAAGGAAAUGUUGUAUGGUGUCCUAAAAAAUGAAAGAAAAUAAUAACAAUCUUUCCUAAUUAUUGAAAGGAAAUAAUACAUAUUAUGACAAACCUUUUUUUAUUCAUUGCGGAUACCUCACGCUUAUAAGUUGCUUUCAGACAAAUAUAAGGUCUGCGUUUUCUUAACAAUUUUUUUUUAUGCUCAGUGAUAUAUGCGAAAUAUGUUUACUCUUUGUCAGACAUUGUACAUUAAAAUUGUAUCUUAGCAUUGUAAAUGUAUGUAUUCUGUACCUAUACUAACCUUUCUCUAUGACUUCUUAGAGAUAUAUUUUUCUUAGCAUUGUGUUACUUUUGAAUUAAUUUAUUAUUUAAUUUGUAGUCCUUUAUGAUGCAUAUAUGGGAGAGGUUAUAGUUAUUAUCCUGUGUAACCGGCCAACUAAUGUUGGGUUCUGGUGUUUUCUUUUGGCGAUGAUUCAAUCGCCACAUGACUAAACUCUUUCUUAAUGGCUAUGUGCAUCUUGAUAUAUGACAUGUAAGAGAGUGGGUGUGUGUGUGUGAGAGAGAGAGUGAGUGAAUGAGUUAGCAUAUUGUACAGAUAUGUAUUUGUGUACAUUUGUAUAUUGAAACCUGCCUUUAAAUGAUUGAUAAUGUAUUCGAAAGUCAUUGCAACCUUCGUAUGAGGUAAUAUCUGAUUUUUUUUUUCAACUCAUCCAAACCAUGUUAUCGCCCAUUGCUAAGCGUUUGAUUCUCUUCACCGUCAGUUUAGCGGAACCUAAUAUGCCCAAAACUAGUCUUAAUCAAUUCUUUGAAGGUCACAAUACGAUGUACUUCUUUUAUUUUAUGAUAUACUUAUCUUUGACUUGUACACACAGCCCCACAGCUUGGAUGCAUUGUUCAUGUAAAACAGAUCAUUUGACUUGUGCUCAUGUAGCUCCAUGCUUUUUUCUUCAUAUCUUGCUUAUUAUAGUCAUAUAACUGUGCUUGAAUAUUCUAUUAUGAAAAUAGAAUUUUAGUGUGUCAGCCAUGUCUUUGCAAGAUUGCUUUUGGUUAAAUCUCUGCCGUCAUCAAUCAUUGCUUGUGUUUUGUUUUGUUUUUCGUUUUUUCCAGCCAUAGUGCUUUAUGCAAUACUAUACCAAUGAUGUUAACAUACUUUGAUCAAACAAAAGGACAAAAAUUAAAGUUAAGAAGAGAGGUUGACAGAGAAAAGAUAAAGGUCUUCCAAUUUGCGGCUAAGAAUAAAACCAAAUAACCUUAGAAUUCUAGGAUCUUUUAAUGCAAAUGUAGCUUUGUUUUACAAGAAGUUCAUGUGUUGUUUUGUGCCCAAGUUUCUCUUGUAAAUGCUUGUCGCAGGGUUUGUUGUAUGCCCAAGUUUCUCUUGUAAAUGCAUGUCGCAGGGUUUGUUUUUCAGGUAGGUAAGCAGUGACUAGUUCAAAAAUUGUGAAAAUCUCAUGAAGUCUUGUGAAUUAAUUUCUCCCAUAUCUUAAUUCUAUGGAAAAUUGAUAAAUCUAAAAAUGUGAAGUUUAAAUUCUUUGUCAGUAAAUAUGGAUAUGUUCUAUGUGCAGUCAGAAAUUGACAUGAUAGAUAUAUUGUUGUUUUGGGUUUUUUUUUGGGGGGGGGUACUAUGUCAGGGCUUGCUAUGAUGUAUCAAUUAAGUUAUUGUGAUUACAUACUGUUUGUGUGCAGAUCACAUCUUCAGUAUAACUUUAAGAAGGUUCAUGUACGCUACACUUAGAAUUGUCUAAUAACAAAAUAGCAACUCUUGACCCAGUGCAUAAGACAUUGGAAUAAUUGGAUGUUAUGAUCUUUUGAACGACUCCAGGUUUUAGAACCGAUUAGGUGUGUAAUGUUUGGGAAUACCCUUUACAUGAAAGUCAUUGCAGCAGUGUGAACCUGUUGUCUAGGCAACCAAGUGAUCCCUGUACAAAGUCUAUGGGAAUAGGAGAAUGUAGUAUCCACUGGGUUCAAGUACCUUUAUACAGUAAUGUUAACAAGAUUUAUUUAGGAACCUUAUCUCUGCAGUGUCUUUUACCAGGAAUAGCUGCUGUGAACUCACUAAGCAUCUUUUCAUAGCAGUUUUCCUGCAUUCCCCAUUGUUUAUAUCUAUGAUGAAGUUUGAACAUUGGUAAUGAAAGGCUGCGUGCAGGAUUCCUCUUGGAUACAGGAGUAGCGGCUCUGCAGUUUAGAAGGUACCUUAGAACCCUUUCCAUCUUAAUUAGAUGCUCGGGUCUGCAGAGCAAAUUAACAGACAACAAGAGAAAAAAUAUAUGUCGUCAGUAGAGGGAUAAAAGUACAUAGCAGAAAGGCAUCCCUUUUAGGUACGCAUUUGAAAAUCAAUGUAAGUCCCCUAAGUUAAUAUUGCAUAUUUUGUCUGAAUGUUUUACAUUGGUUCUUCAUAGCUUUAUUGUCUUUCAGUUGGAUCUUUUCAGUUCACUUGCACACACAUUUGUUGGACAUCUUGCUAUUUUUGAUACUUUUUUGGGGGGGGGUCUGUGAUAAAAUGUUAAAGAUGUUUUUAGUGUAAUUUUCUGUUAAUGUUAGGAUGUGUGUAGAUAUAGUGCUAUUUUCAUACCCAGAUGCUAACUUGAAUUAUGGCUGCUUUGAAAUUCAAGAAAAAAAUUGUCAAAAUUUGAACGGUAAAACCACUCCCGGUUGAGUGGUUUGUACAUGUACUUAAUUCAUAGUUCAAAAGAAAAUGCAAUAUAAAGAAUUAUCUAACUUAUCUCUUAAUCAAGUUUUUAAAAAGUAAGUGACUUUGAAAGUUGAUGAAAAGAGAUUGAUUAACCCAUCGCCUGCUGUAACCGGCUGAUCCCUGUGCAAAAUCUAUGGGAAUCUCGAAAUGUAGUAGUCAACAGGUUGAUUGUUUUUAUUGGAUAGAGGUUAUUGAUACGGCGAUUCACUUCAAAGUCUCAGAUCAUAUUUUUGUAAAUAGAUUUAUUUCCCCCAUGUGAUGAUACAUACUGCAGGAAGGACUCUUAAAAUGCAACUGGCGUGUAUGUGCAUGUGUUCAAACUGCUGCAUUGAUGUCAGCUAAAAAAAUGCAAAAUUAAGUGAGAAAUAAAGAACUAAUCCACUAUGCUCUGUGAAUUAUUUAUCAAGCUUUACCUGCUUGAUAUAUUUAUUGUAAGGUUAUUAAUGUGAGAUGUUGUGUUGACUUUCCAUUAAUGUGCCAUCCUCGUACGUGAUGCAGAUUCUCUUUUUUUUCUAAAACCGGCAUAGUAUUUUGGGAUAUAUUACAGUCUCAUAGAACUUAAGAAAGUUUGGAUAUUGCAAAGAUUUUAUUAUGGAGUCAUGUACGGUCACAGGAAAUCUGUCUUUGCUUGUACAGAUUCAGUUAACCCUCGUUAUGUUUUUCUCGUAUUAUUUCCAUAAUUGUUUAAUCAAAAUUGGGAGGGGCGUUUUUGUAAUUGUUUUUAAAACUGUUUCUCGAAUCAACGAUAUGUCAGUAACACUUUGAGAAUGUAGUAUAAUGCCUUGCCACUUCACAUACAUCUUGUACAGUUUGUUCUUAUACUCUUUCAUAAUGAAUUCUUUUAAUAAAUGAUGUGAUGGAAGAUGUAUAUAGACAAAAUGCAGCAUGGUCAUUUGAGAUUAAGAGGAAAAAUUAAACAUUUGAGAGUGUGACGAAAGUCUUGUUUAUUAUUAAUAUUAUUAUGCAUUGUAUAGUUUUCAGUCAUUUGCAUAUGUAUGGCCGGAUGGUAAAUGCUGGCGCAUUGAAUUAUAUACAAUUGGUAUGAUACGAUUUUACUGUAGAUUAAAUGACAAACAAACCUGUAA
Lytechinus pictus (painted urchin) is the source of this 7252-nucleotide messenger RNA. RefSeq names its product FERM, ARHGEF and pleckstrin domain-containing protein 1-like. Bases 1 to 1602 code for a protein of 533 amino acids. The transcript has 15 exons. The record is from RefSeq and is a predicted model, not a curated record. Gene Ontology annotation, molecular function: guanyl-nucleotide exchange factor activity. Lineage: Eukaryota; Metazoa; Echinodermata; Echinoidea; Temnopleuroida; Toxopneustidae.